Phyllopteryx taeniolatus (common seadragon) is the source of this 2237-nucleotide messenger RNA. RefSeq names its product ubiquitin-conjugating enzyme E2 R2-like. Gene Ontology annotation, biological process: ubiquitin-dependent protein catabolic process; protein polyubiquitination. Gene Ontology annotation, molecular function: ubiquitin conjugating enzyme activity. The record is from RefSeq and is a predicted model, not a curated record. Bases 388 to 1113 code for a protein of 241 amino acids. The transcript is spliced from 5 exons. Lineage: Eukaryota; Metazoa; Chordata; Actinopteri; Syngnathiformes; Syngnathidae.
UAAACUGGUUUCAUAUUGAAGAAGUUUUCCGACGGGAUGCUGCCAUGAAACGUUUACUUCGAAAACUCAGUAGCGGAAGUGUGUGGCACUGUUUUGAAAUAAGUGAAGCUGCUUUGGAGUGUGUAGCGCACCGGGUCUUGUUAACCACAACACAAGGGAGACGUUUUUUUUCUUUUUUUGUCUCCCCCCCCUCCCUCCCUUCCUCCUCUCUCUCCGGCAAUAUAGCAGAUUUAAUUCCAUCUCUUUCCGCACGAAUGCAGAGUUGAAACCAUUCUCUGGCCAGGGAGUCCCUUUUUAAUAUAUCUUUUGAGGGGUUUUGUUGUUGCGCCGGGGCCGCUUGACACGAUUUCUCCAAGUCGUUUGUUUGUUUGUUUGUUUGUUUGGAAUAUGGCUCAGUCCAAUCCUGUCGCCAGUUCCCAGAAAGCACUCAUGCUGGAGAUGAUGAGUCUCCAGGACGAGCCGGUGGAGGGCUUCAAAAUCACUCUGGUCAACGAGUCGGACAUGUACAACUGGGAAGUGGCGAUAUUCGGACCGCCGAACACGCACUACGAGGGCGGAUAUUUUAAGGCCCUGCUCAAGUUCCCAGUAGACUACCCGUACUCUCCACCUUCUUUCCGUUUCCUCACCAAAAUGUGGCACCCUAACAUUUAUGAGAAUGGAGAAGUGUGCAUUUCGAUCCUGCACCCGCCAGUGGACGACCCCCAUAGUGGCGAGUUGCCGUCAGAGCGGUGGAACCCCACACAGAAUGUCAGGACCAUCCUGCUCAGCGUCAUCUCCCUGCUUAACGAGCCCAACACCUUCUCCCCGGCCAACGUGGACGCCUCCGUCAUGUACCGUAGGUGGAGGGAGAGCAAGGGCGAGGACCAGGAAUAUAUUGACAUCAUCAGGAAGCAGGUGCUAGCCACCAAAAGCGAAGCGGACCUCGAUGGCGUCAAGGUUCCCGUCACGCUGGAAGAGUACUGCAUCCGCACCAAAGUGCCGCCCACGGACGACGGCUCCAACCUGCUGUACGACGACGACUACUUUGAUGAAAACGGCAUGGAGUUCAAGAGCGACUCCUACCGAGACAUUUGCCUUGAUGACGACAACUCGGACUUUGACGACUACUACUGAUCAUUUACCUUUCCUGUCACGUGCACUCACCAAUGUUUUCUUUUUCUUUAUUUUUUGUUUAUCGGUGACUCAUCAACGGAGCUCCAGUUGUUUUAGCCCCCCCUAAAUUUUCUUCAAUCUGGCCCAUCAUCAUCAGGGAAAAUGAGAGGUGCGAUGAGAUUGAGCCAACUGUGCAAUUGUGCGUGAGAAGCCCUGCCACGUUUUGGGGCAAAAUCCCUCUCGUGCCUUCCGUGCCUCCAUUUGACCCCCAGCCGUUUGCUGGGUACGCAACUCGCAAGAUGGAGGAGUUUGUGUCCUGCUUUGAAGUGGCUCGUAUUUGAAGCAAACGUCUGUCUGACGCCUUCAUCAAAGCCAGCACUGUAAUCGCAACAUCCACGUUCUUCCCUGUGACUGCGAUUCUCUAGCAUGGCAGAGUUGAUCCUCCUCCUUUCCAAACUUGCUAGGGUUUCCCAAGCUUACUAAAAUAAUGAACACAUUGCUAUGAAACAGUGUGCCUGUUUGAUGGUCAAUAAAGUACUGAAAGAUAAAAAGACCCAUUUUAGAUACCGUUAGUUUGGGAAACCCUGAUGCUUGGUCUCAUUUUCUUUUUUUCUUUUUUUAUGUAGAAGGGGGUGGCUUUUCCUGUUGUUCAAGCUUUCCUACUUGGUGUUUUGAUGCAAUGUUUCUUGUCGUUUCAUUUGUCAAGGCCAUUCAGCCCAUUGUUUGAGCACAGACACCAACCAGAGAUCCAAUACAAGAUGUUUAUUGCAAUAACCUAAACAAGCUGCAAUUUUAUUCAAAACGCCUCAGGGAAAGAAAAAAAAAAAAAAAAAAAAAAAAAAACAUCCCUCUUGCUCACUUUCUGACUUCAUGCACUAUAUACAAUCUGCCUUCUGCAUGUGGGUAUUGUUAAUGAUCACUUGUUGUUUGUUUCUAUGUGCCCUGCGAUUGGCUGGCGACCGGUUCAGGGUGUACUCGGCCUCUCGCCCGAAGAUAGCUGGGAUAGGCUCCAGCAGCUCUGGCCCGUGUGAGGAGAAGCGGUACAGAAAGUGGAUGGAUGAAUGGACUUUACUAUUAUUAUUGUUUUUGUUUCUUCGUUUGUAUAUUUAAAAAAUAAACCUGAAAUAAAGAUCUUUAGAUUUGAA